Mandrillus leucophaeus (drill) is the source of this 2108-nucleotide messenger RNA. RefSeq names its product cylicin, basic protein of sperm head cytoskeleton 1 (gene CYLC1). Bases 52 to 1992 code for a protein of 646 amino acids. The record is from RefSeq and is a predicted model, not a curated record. The transcript is spliced from 5 exons. Gene Ontology annotation, cellular component: nucleus; acrosomal matrix. Gene Ontology annotation, molecular function: structural constituent of cytoskeleton. NCBI's taxonomy places the organism in Eukaryota, Metazoa, Chordata, Mammalia, Primates, Cercopithecidae.
ACCAGUUUCAACUUACUAUGCUCAAGUCCAGGCAACAUACAGGCAGGGGAAAUGUCUCUUCCAAGGUUACUAGAAGUAAACAUCAGAACAUAUGACAAUUCCAUUCCAAUCAGUGAAUCAAGCAGAAAAUCAUGGAAUCAAAAACAUUUUGCUUUGACAUUUCCCAAACCACCCCAGAGAGGUACAAAUGAUAAAUCAAGACUUUUGAAAUCACAAAUAACAGUUACUAGGCAUGACCAAAGAAAACUAGAGGAAGGCCAGAAACCAGCUCAUGGAUGGAUAAGGCAUUCUUUAAGAAAAAUUUUGCAACGACCACCUAUUUACACAGCUGCCAGGGAACAGACUCCAUUCAGACAUCUUUAUGCUUCCAAAACCCAUCUUAAAAAAGCAGAAUAUAAGAACUCCAAAGAUGAAAAAAGAGGAACACCUUUGAAGAAAGAUUCCAAGAAAAAAGGAGGCUCAUAUGCAACAAAUCCAGAAUCCAAGCAAACAGUAGAAGAUGAGAAAACUAAAAGACAAAACGAGGCAGAUAAAACUCCCUUAAAAUCAUCACAUGAAAAUGAACCAUCUAAGAAGUCAAAACCCAAUUCAGAAACAAAUCCAGAAUCCCAAAAUUCUAAGACAGUCUCAAAAAAUUAUUCACAAAAAGAUAAGAAAGAUUCAAAGAAUUCCAAGAAGACGAACACUAAAUUCAUAUAUACAAAGAACAAUCCAAAGAAAGAUUUGAAGAGGUCAAGGACUAGUAAUGAUGCCAUAUCAGAGAUUUGCUCAGAAAAUAGUUUAAAUGCUGAUUUCCUCAUGUUAGUGGGAGAGUCUGAUGAUGAAUCCAUACAUUUUGAUACAUGCUUAAGGAAUUAUUCACAGAAUAAUUCAAAGAAGCCUGCAAAGAAGGACACAAAAAAGAGUGCAAAGAAAAGCUCUGAUGCUGAAUCUGAAGACUCAAAGGAUGUUAAGAAAGAUUCAAAGAAAGUUAAGAAAGAUGCCAAGAAAGAUGACAAGAAAAAGAAUGUAAAGAAGGACACAGAGUCUACUGAUGCUGAAUCUGGAGACUCAAAGGAUGCAAGGAAAGAUACAAAGAAGGAUAAGAAAAAUUUAAAGAAAGAUGACAGGAAAAAGGACACAAAGAAUUACCCAGAGUCUACUGAUACUGAAUCAGGAGACGCAAAGGAUGCAAACGAAGAUUCAAGAAAGUCAAAGAAGGCUUCAAAGAAAGAUGACAAGAAAAAGGAUGCGAAGAAAAGUACAGUCUCUACUGAUUCUGAAUCUGAAUUGGAGUCAAAGAAAAGUCAGAAAGAUGAAAAAAAGUAUAAAAAAGGUUCAAAGACAGAUAAUAAAAAGUCUGUCAAGAGUGAUGAAGAAUCUACUGAUGCUGACUCUGAACCAAAAGGAGAUUCAAAAAAGGGUAAAAAGGAUGAAAAGAAGGGAAGGAAAGAUUCAAAGAAAGAUGACAGAAAGAAGGAUGCAAAGAAAAAUGCAGAAUCUACUGAAACUGAAUCUGAUUUGGAGUUAAAGAAAGAAAAGAAAGACUCAAAGAAGGAAAGGAAAGGUUCAAAGAAAGAUGUCAAGAAGGAUGCAAGGAAGGACACAGAAUCUACUGAUGCUGAAUUUGAUGAAUCUUCCAAGACAGGCUUUAAAACAUCUACACAAAUCAAAAGUUCAGAUACUGAAUCUGAAGAGGCACUAUAUAAACCUGGGGCUAAGAAGAAAAUUGAUGAAUCGUAUGGCAUAUCUGCAAAUUCAAAGCUGGAAGGACUGGAAUUAAGGAGAGGAUUCAGAAUGUCAUCCAAAAAGACUACAUUCAAGGAAAAAGGAGAAAAGGCAAGUAUAGGUAGAGUUCCUCCAUCAAGAGAAAGACCACCACUCCCUGCUUGUGAGCCUUCUCUACCAUCACCAAAAGUCAAACGUCUUUGUCGGUGCAAGAUGCCUCCUCCACCUCCAAAACCAAGAUAUGCUCCUUUGCCUGAAGCACCGUGGAUUCAUAAGCUGCUUUAAAGAACAACUGAGCACUUGGUUUCACAGAAUGGCCUUACCACAGUAAGCACCAGCUACUCUCAAAUGAGCAUUUCUACCUCUGUGGAAUUGAAAUAAAAACAAGUCUUCCAUGAGUA